Messenger RNA from Malus domestica (apple), 1069 nucleotides. NCBI's taxonomy places the organism in Eukaryota, Viridiplantae, Streptophyta, Magnoliopsida, Rosales, Rosaceae. The record is from RefSeq and is a predicted model, not a curated record.
CGUAAGGGAAUCUGAUUGUAAUUUGUGAAUGGGUGGGUAGUUUCUGGAGGUGAAAUGUCAGAGUUCAGGGAUGACACGGCGGUUCGCGAUGGGGACGGAGGCAGGAUUCGCAGUCUCACUGAUAAACAAGAAAUUGGGUGCGGGGGACCCACUUGCUCUGCACAUUGAAGCCGUCAAAGAAGGUGAGGAGCCCAUCAGUUUCGGCCCCAGCUCCGCCCUCGUCGACUACGGCAGUGGCUGGCGGUUGCAGACCGUUACCCAGCUGGAUUCUCCUGAGUUUGGAGGUGGAGAAGGGGUUGUAAGGCCAAGGGCAAUGCCAGUUCCUGCUGUAACGGCCAAACUUUCACAGUUGAGUUCAUCCAUCAGCUGCCGAAUACUGAAACUUAAUCAAAAUUGUAAAUUGCAGCCACAGCAUGAUGCGUCUACUACAAGCAGUGGUGUUGCAAUAGACAGCCUUUUGGACACCACAAAUGAAUUCAUCACUGAUGAGGUAUUCAAGAAUCGAGAAGAAUUGGUCAAUUGGAUUCGUGUACAAGGACGGAGUUGCGGUGUAGGGGUGGUCAUCAAGAGGUCAGAUGCUGCUGGAAAAAAUAGAUUACGACGAGCUAGAAUUAAUCUUUGUUGUGAGCAUAGUGGAUACUAUACAAAGAAGUCUGAUGUAGAUUCAGAUGGCCAAGCAGCGAUGAGUUUCAAUGCAGAUAUAGAUCAUCGGAAGAGAAAGCGCCCUAAGGCCACAGAGUUUGGUUCUCGAAACGUAUGGACUGAUUGCUGUCUUUGCAUUUCCUGUGCAAACUUAAGCUGCAAAAUGUUCUGAGCUUUGAAAAUUUUCAUCGGCGUGAGCUAUUGGCACGUAAACUGCCUACUCGAAUGAGUUGUGUGAUCGGCCAUAAAAUACGUAAACAACCACUCAUGUUAGCAGCGAUACAGUACGGCAACACGCGCCCGUGUCCGCCCUGAAAACGAAACAGUAUAUGGCAUUGUACAAGGAAAGAACAUUUAGGUCUCGUUUGACACUUAGUAUAAAACACCGGAUUGUAUUAUAUAGUCUUUGAGUCUUUGAGAGAUUGAA